This is a messenger RNA of Colletotrichum chrysophilum, 876 nucleotides long. RefSeq lists its product as uncharacterized. Gene Ontology annotation, molecular function: hydrolase activity. NCBI's taxonomy places the organism in Eukaryota, Fungi, Ascomycota, Sordariomycetes, Glomerellales, Glomerellaceae. The record is from RefSeq and is a predicted model, not a curated record. The coding region runs from base 1 to 876 and encodes 291 amino acids. The transcript has 2 exons.
AUGCCGAAAUACACACUCCCGCGGGGCGCGUGGGACUCCCACGUUCACGUCAUCGACGAGGUCAGCUCUCACCCUAACCGACCGUUCACGCCAAAGCAGGCAACUGUGAAUGAGCUUCUCAAAUUCGAGGAUAGCCUCGGUAUCGACCAUGCCGUCAUCGUACCCGUCUCAGUCUAUGGCGACGAUAACCGAAGUCUCAUCGACGGUUUGAAUCGAAUGAAGGGCAAGGGAAGGGGCAUCGCUUGCAUCAACCCCGACACUGUCACCGAAGAGCAGCUGGACGAACUGAACCGCGCAGGCGUCGUUGGCGUCCGUCUCAAUCUGUGGAGCUUCGGCGCGACUCCCGAUAAGGACUCUCUACGAGCCACGCUCACCGCAUACGCAAACAAAAUCCGCAGCCGGGGCUGGGUGCUACAAGUAUUUGGGACGAUGAACCAGUACCCCGAUAUCCUCUCCAUCACCCCGGACCUCGACGUAGACGUAGUAGUCGACCAUCUGGGGUAUCCGGACCCGAAGAACCCCGCUCUCGACCCAGCCGGAAGGCAAGCUGUGUUGCAGGCGCUCCGAUCCGGUCGUACGUGGAUCAAGAUGAGCGGCACGUACCGCUUCCCCACCACGCCCGGGCUGGAUGAGUACGUACAGGAGGUACUGAAGACGGCGCCCGACAAGAUUGUGUGGGCGAGCGACUGGCCGCAUGUCGGAGGUCCUCAUCGGAACCCUGGCGGGGACAGACUUCAGCAGCAGGAGUUCAUGACUCCUGACAUUCCCGGCUUCAUCGACCAGUGCGUCGAGUGGUGCGGAGGAGAUCAGCAGCUGAUCAACAAAAUUUGGAUUGACAAUCCCCGCAGGCUUUGGAAGUACAGCGAGGACGAUUGA